Messenger RNA from Ananas comosus (pineapple), 3741 nucleotides. RefSeq names its product disease resistance protein RGA2-like. Lineage: Eukaryota; Viridiplantae; Streptophyta; Magnoliopsida; Poales; Bromeliaceae. Bases 1 to 3546 code for a protein of 1181 amino acids. The record is from RefSeq and is a predicted model, not a curated record. Gene Ontology annotation, molecular function: protein binding; ADP binding. The transcript is spliced from 3 exons. Gene Ontology annotation, biological process: defense response to other organism.
AUGGCGGAGGGGAUUGCAUUCGACUUGGUGAAGGGAGUGCUCGGCAAGCUGGGCUCCACUCUAUGGGACAAAAUCGGGCUGCUGCGGAGCUUCAAGGACGACGCGGACGAUCUCAGAAGCAAUUUCUCGGCGAUCCAAGCGGUGCUUCUCGACGCUGAGGAGAGAAGCAAUGCUGAGAAGGAGAGCCACGCGCUGCGCGACUGGCUGCGCAAACUGAAGGACGCCGCGUACGACGCCGACGACCUGCUGGACGAGAUCCAGAUGCAAACGGUCCUCCGGCAACAGCGGCAUGAGGUGCAGAAUCAAAACCAGCUUGCUGAAAAGGUACGUGAAUUCCUCUCCCGCGCUAAUCCGAUACAUUUGAAGUUCAAGCACGCGAUGGCACGUAGGAUGAAAGCGCUCAGAGAAAAGAUCGAUAAGAUUGCGAAACAGAGGCAUGAUUUUGGCCUUGUCGGAGCUGGCCCGCCCCGACCGGCUGAGUUCCAGCGCCCUGAGACAUUCUCGGUCGUCGAUGAAAAGGAAAUAGUCGGGAGAGAUGGUGAUAAAGAGGAAAUUGUGAAGCUUCUGCUGGAGAGUAACGGCGAUCACAAUGUGUCAGUCAUUCCGAUCGUGGGUAUGGGGGGUUUGGGGAAGACGACGCUCGCUCAGCUGGCCUUCAACGACGGGCGGGUUACGGCCCAGCAGCGCUUUGAUCUACGGGUGUGGGUCUGCGUGUCUACUGAUUUCCGCAUGAAGAAGAUUGCAAAGCCGGUGAUAUCUGCAGCCGGAGAGAAGUGUGAUGAUCUUGAUAACGCGGAUGCCGUCGCGAGUUGCCUUGUCAGGAUUUUUAGUCAGAGGAGAUUUUUGCUGGUGCUGGAUGAUGUAUGGAAUGAAGAUCAGGACAAGUGGGAGAAAUUUAAGGUUUUAUUUAAGGACGGCAAGAAGGGAAGCAAAAUCUUAGCAACCACACGAAGUGAGAAGGUCUCCGAGAUAAUGAAGACAACCGAACAACCACACCGCCUGAAAGGCUUAUCAGAUGCUGAUUGUUGGACAUUGUUCGAAAGACGGGCAUUCAAGGAAGGGGAAGAGAACGUCUAUCCGAGUUUGGUCAAAAUCGGAAAGCAGAUAGUUAAGAAGUGCGGCGGCGUGCCGUUAGCAGCUAAUGCUUUAGGAAGUAUGAUGCGCUUUAAGAUCAGGACGGAGGAUGCAUGGUCCGCUAUUAGAGACAGCGAAAUAUGGAGGUUGGAACAAGAAGGAACUAUUUUACCAUCAUUGAAAUUGAGCUACAUUCAGAUGCCGUCGGCUUUGAAGCAGUGCUUUGCUUACUGCUCCAUAUACCCCAAGGACUAUGAGAUUGACAAGAAUGACUUGAUCCAGCAAUGGAUUGCUUUAGGCUUCAUUUCAUCGCAGGAAACAAGGACUUCGAUGGAAGAUAUUGGGAAUGAGUACUUUAACGAUCUAUUAUGGAUGUCUUUCCUUCAAAAAGUGGAGGAGGACGACGAGCAAUGUAACGGAGAGGCUACCACCUGCCGGAUGCAUGAUUUAGUGCACGACCUCGCACAAUCUGUAGCAAGAGAAGAAGUUGCUGUUAUAGCUGGAGAAGAGUCAACAGAGAUCCCGGAAGGUUGCCGCUAUGCAUCGAUAUACGGUCGUUUCAUUUCACGGAUUCCAACCACAGUUCUGCGGAGGUUGCGAGCUCUCCAAUUUGGGGAAUCUGCUUCACUAAUAAUGACUUUUUAUAGCGAGGCAAAAUGCUUACGCCUGUUGGAUUUACAUGAUUCCGAAAUUUCUAUGCUGCCAAGCUCAAUCGGUAAGUUGAAGCUCUUAAGAUACCUCAACCUUUCGUCGACCAAUAUACAAGAACUGCCCAAACCAAUUGCCAACCUUUGCAACUUGCAAACCUUGAAUCUUUCGGGCUGCGAUGAGAUCCGUACAUUACCCAAAUCUCUAGAAAGGCUUGUGAAUUUGCGGAUUUUAGAUUUAAGUGGGUGUCGAUCUCUGACAAUACCUGACUCAAUUAGCAACCUUCAGAGUUUGUACACACUAAAUUUAAGUUCGUGCAAAAAAGCGAUAUCACUUGAACCUGUAAGUCACCUCAAAAACCUCCGUUACCUUGACCUAUCGGAUCUAGAUUUUUUGGUGACAUUACCUGAAUCCAUUGGGAGUCUUCAAAGCUUGCGUAUUCUGAACCUCUCUCACUGCAUUUCUCUACUAUCAUUGCCCUCAUCGGCAAGUGAUCUCCAGAAUUUAGAGAAACUAGACAUUAGUGGCUGCCGAAAAUUAUGUGAGCUGCCUAAAAUGAUCCAAAAGCUGACCAAACUCAGAGCAUUGUUAAACUACAAUUGCUUGAAAUUGAAGGGCAUGCCCCGAGGGAUCGGCAAGUUAGUUAGCUUGCAGAGAUUGCCCCUUUUUGUCGUCGGCAAGCAAGACCGUGUCGAACAUUGUGCUGGCAUUUCUGAGCUAGAGCACCUGAAGCUUGUCGGCGAGCUGGAGAUCAAGGGUCUCGAAAAUGUAACGAGUCCGGCCGACGCCAAGGCGGCAAAUUUGGUGGAGAAGAAACUGCAGAAUUUGAAGUUGGAAUGGAAUGAUGUAAGUGGAAACGACGACAUGGAGGAGAUGGAUGCCGUGCUAGAAAAUCUUCAACCACAUCAAAAUUUAGUGAAUUUGGUAAUAGAAGGCUAUGCAGGCGGGAAGUUUCCCAGCUGGAUGAUGAAUAGGAUUGACUCGUGCCUCCCAAAUCUCGUCGAAAUCGAACUUGUAUAUAUGCCCAGGUGCAGCUCACUCCCGCCGCUGGGGCAACUCCCUUUUCUCGAAGUGCUAACUGUACAGUACAUGCCCGCGAUCACAAAUUUGGGCGCAGAAUUUUAUGGAGAUGACCAUACAAAUAUGUUCCCUGCGCUGAUGACGCUUGACUUGUCCUACACGCCGGUGCUGCAAGAAUGGGUGACGAUGCUGACGGUGGAUGACGAAGAAGGCAGGCGAGAGCGAGUUCCCAUUUUUCCGUAUCUCGACGAAUUGUCGCUUAAAGAAUGUCCUGAAUUGAGGCCCGAGCCUUGCCUCCCGGCAUCGGUCGAGGAUCUGACCAUUUCCGAAACAAGCAGCGAGAACCUAUCAUUAAUUCUCGAGCGCGCGACCCCGGUUGACGGCCGGCCGCCGCCAAAUAGGGGGCUGCGGGAUCUAACAAUAGAAGAAUGUCAGCAGCUAACUUGUUUGCCCGAGAGCUUGCGGGGGCUCACUGCCCUCCACAGCCUGAGAAUUUGGGAUUGCGAAGAUCUUGAGAGAAUUGAAGAUUGGCUCGGGGAGCUCCCCGGCCUGCAGUGCUUGGAGAUCAGUGGCUGCAGCAGUCUCCGUUACUUGCCUGCCCAUAAGAUGACCACGCUGACGGAGUUAUCUAUUCAUGAUUGCCCGCUGUUGUUCGAUGCAGGCGGACAAUUUGUCGACACCAGCGUCGAUCACAUCGAAGAAGUCUGUGUUAAUGGAAGGGAAUACCCAUACGAGGAACAAGUGAGCAACUCGCCACAGAAGGAGAAAAAGAGUUGGACAAGUUGUUGGAGAAAAUCGAAUUAGUUGGGGAGAAGAACCUGAGCGUAUGUACUUAUUAUUUGGAGGUUGAUGCUGUUUAGCUUGCCGGACAAGAAUUAUUUUGUACAGUUGUCGGUUGAUAUAUAUUUAUGUUUUCGUGAUAUAAGUUAAGUUUUUGAAUGUACUAUUUUAUAAUUUGGUUUGAUUAUUUGUAAUUUUAUGGUGUUCUCUAUGCAUGUU